AUGGGGCACGUAAACAAAGUCGACGUUGCCGUAGUGGCCGACGGAGAGAUGCCCGCCUGCGUCGAGGUCCUCUCAAAAGCGUUCGGCCACGAUGCGCCGUUCGUGGAUAUUUACUUGCCCAACCACGAUACACCGUCCGGGCAAGCGCAGGCUUCGAAACGCCUAGCAGCGUGGCAGCAGAGCUCCGAGAACUCUACUUUUCUCAAAGCAGUCAUGCGAGCUGACCAGGGUGAUCAAGAGCACAUCAUCGGCCUCGCCGUGUGGACGCUUAUGAAGGAAGCCCCGCCUGCAGAGCUGUCCAAGAUAGAGAACGUUGAGGAGGUGUGGCCCGAUAAAGACGACCGCGAAUUUAUGACUCGCUUGUGGAGGGAGUACGUAAUACCACGAACCCAGGCUGUCAAGGAUUCUGAGGGUAAAGGAGUCUACGAGUAUCAGCGACUAGGCGCAGGCAAAGCUCUUGUCAAGUGGGGCACCAAAGCCGCGGAUGAACAGAAUAUCAAAAGGGGACACCAAUCGGUCGACGAUGUUAUGAACAAUGUGGCCUUUCUGUUGAGAUUGAAGAAAUGA
This is a messenger RNA of Diaporthe amygdali, 567 nucleotides long. RefSeq lists its product as uncharacterized. The record is from RefSeq and is a predicted model, not a curated record. The transcript has 3 exons. NCBI's taxonomy places the organism in Eukaryota, Fungi, Ascomycota, Sordariomycetes, Diaporthales, Diaporthaceae. The coding region runs from base 1 to 567 and encodes 188 amino acids.